UCUGUGUGUGUGUGUGUAUCUGUGUGUGACUGCCGCCGGCCCCAUGUCUCAGAGAGCAUGGCCCGCAAUGCGAGCCAGGAGGCCGGCCUGGGGAUGCCAAGCCCCGCGGCAGCAGCAGCAGCAGGGGGAGGCAGAGUGGAGUUUGUGGGCAUGAGGGAUGUGGAAUCCGCACUGAGAAGACCCACAGGUUUGGACACGGCUGAGUACCGGGCUUUCACCCAGCAAGGCAGCCGCCUGAGUCUGCUGGCCAGCCCGCUGGCGAGAGGCGACUGUCCCCGCAGGAGUGUGAACUACAGGAGGCUGCAAAACCUCAUCUACAACGUCCUGGAGAGACCACGGAGCUGCGCCUUCAUCUACCACGGCUUUGUGUUUGUCCUGGUCUUCAGCUGUUUGGUUCUGUCCGUACUUUCGACCAUCCCGGAGCACACCGUUCUUGCUUCACAUUGUCUCUUCAUCCUGGAGUUUGUGAUGAUCGUGGUGUUUGGUCUUGAGUUCAUCAUCCGGAUCUGGGCAGCAGGCUGCUGCUGUCGAUAUCGUGGCUGGAUGGGGCGUAUUCGCUUUGUGCGGAAGCCAUUCUGCAUCAUCGACAUCAUCGUCCUAAUUGCCUCCAUUGCAGUCAUCGCUGCUGGCACCCAGCAGAAUAUAUUUGCCACAUCGGCGCUCCGAAGUCUCCGCUUCUUACAGAUCCUUCGCAUGGUCAGAAUGGACCAUCGAGGGGGCACCUGGAAACUGCUUGGGUCUGUGGUUUACGCACACAGUAAGGAGUUAAUUACUGCUUGGUACAUUGGCUUCCUGGUGCUGAUCUUCUCCUCCUUCCUUGUUUACUUGGUUGAGAAGGAUUCAAACACAGAGUUCGCCACUUACGCCGAUGCUCUGUGGUGGGGCACAAUCACUCUGACGACCAUCGGUUAUGGGGAUAAGACUCCAACCACAUGGCUCGGGAGGCUGCUGUCAGCUGGCUUUGCUCUCCUUGGGAUCUCCUUCUUUGCACUUCCUGCUGGUAUUCUUGGCUCAGGGUUUGCCUUAAAAGUUCAAGAGCAACAUCGUCAGAAACAUUUUGAGAAGAGAAGGAAUCCAGCAGCCAGCCUCAUUCAGGCUGCUUGGCGGUUGUACUCCACUGAUGGUAGCCGCACAUACCUGGUGGCCACCUGGCGAUUUUAUGAGAGUGUCCUGUCUCCACUCAGAAGAGACCAAGGAGAAACUUUCAGCAGCCACAAGUUAAGUUUUAAGGAGCGUGUCCGAAUGACCAGCCCCAGGGGUCAAGCUGUAAAGGGCAGACAGGCCUCGCUAGUGACAGACCGACGGUCAUCCAGCAAUGACCAAACUACAGAGGCUAGUCCCACCAAGAUGCAGAAGAGUUGGAGCUUCAAUGAUCGGACUCGAUUCCGACCUUCACUCCGUUAUAAGAGCUGUCAGUCACGGGGAGUUUCGGACGACACUGCUCUCGGUACAGAUGAAGGUUUUGAUGAGCGAGGAGCUCAGUGUGAGUUCUCCAUGGAAGAACUCACCUCGGUUCUCAAGACAGUGAUCAGAGCUAUCAGGAUUGUGAAGUUUCAUGUUGCAAAGAGGAAGUUCAAAGAAACCCUCCGUCCAUAUGAUGUAAAGGAUGUGAUUGAGCAAUAUUCUGCAGGACAUUUGGACAUGCUCUGUAGGAUCAAGAGCCUGCAAUCACGUGUGGAUCAUAUGCUUGGAAGAGGACAGCUCACAACAGACAAGAGGUCACGUGAGAAAGUCCCACCAGACAUUAAUGCCACUGAUGAUCUCAGCAUGAUGGGACGGGUGGUAAAAGUUGAAAAACAGGUACAGUCUAUCGAAUCAAAGCUCGACUGUCUCCUGGAUAUCUACAGGCAGUGUCUGCACACAGGCUCUGUCUCAGCACUAACACUCGCCUCACUGCAGAUGCCAGUAUUUGAGUCUGAUCAGACAUCUGAUUACCAAAGUCCUUUAGAUGGGCCUAAUUCAGCACAGUUUGGUGGUUGCAUGUCAAGAUCCACAAGUUCGAGGGGAUUACAGCACAUCCUAUCACCUAAUGAUCCAUGUGUUCCCUCUUGCUGCACCAUCAGCUCAGUCAUGCACCCUCAGGUUCCUCCAACUACUGACAGUGAUGGACCCACAAUGUCUGCAGUAAAUCGAAUGGUUCCAUCAGCCAAAGUUGCCAUGCCAACACUACAAUUGUCACCAAUUCAGAAUGUGUGCAGGGCAACACCUCUCCAGAUUAUCCCAACCACCAGAGAUGCCACCUCCUGCCCUCCUGCUGGUCAAGGAGCAGGAAUUAACCUCAUUCAGGAGACACAGUGGAAGAGAAGCCAAAGUGCGGAGAACGAAUCUUUGGUCAGAGAUUGCUCACUCACAGAAAAACCCUUAGAGCACUCACUGUCUGUGCAAAAUCUGAUCCAAUCCACACACAGUCUGAGAGUCCCCACCACUGGCAGCAGCUACAAGGUGAACCAAGAGCACUACUCUGAAUUGGCAGAUUCACUUCUUUUGCCGAGAGAUGAGGAGACUGGUGCAGAGAUGCUGGAAGCCAAUGUCUCACUGAGGAUGGAUAUAACCAGAACCCAUCAGCACUUUAGCCGAAGUAAGGAGCCAUCAAGCCCCUUGAGCCUGUCUCAUGUUCAACUAAAAUGACAUCAGAAGAAGCUUUCCUUUUGACUCUGGCUUCACUUUCUGAAAUAUAUCAGCAAGUGGACUGUCGCUGAGGAUGAGACAUAUUGUGAAACUUUCACAUGCAAGGAUCUGAACAAAUCAGAAAGGCACUUGUAGGAGCAGUUAUGAGCUAGUUGCAUGAAAAAUGCAUGUUAAAUUUGAAAUGAUAUCUGUUUACAGUGUUAUGAUUAAAACAGCCUGUUUCUGCUGAUAUAGCAGGCAUUAUUCUUGUAAGAAAUGUGCACAGAAAUUGUUUGAGGAUGGACCAGAGUACAUUUAAUCAACUGUCUGAACAGAUUAAAACUAUUAUUAUUUACAGCACAUGUUCAGUGAUGUUGCAUCUCAAGGCUUUCAAGCCAAUUGUAACAUGCAAUUAUUUUGUCCAGGUAAUGGUUACUGUUUACAUCAGAAGUAUCUUUCAGCUACAUGUGAGGUACAAUGAUCAGUGUGUCUGUUACAAGGCAAACACACUCAUUCACCACCCUUUUGAAAGUUUAUUCCUAUAUAUUUUGGUAAACUGUUGAUAACUUUAUUUUAAAACUGUAUUCUAGUUUAACCUUACCUUUGCUGAGGAAAGUGUAAGGGUAGUCUGCAAGAUUAAAAUUCAGAGAGUGCCAGAGCUAAAAGUCUCAUUGCUGCGGAGUGCAAUAUGAAUUAAGUGAUGAGACUUCUUAUCGAACAGAUAAAAUUUUUGAUGUGCAGUUUUCCAAUAGAAUGAAAUGUUGAUGCUUCACAGAAAAUAUGAGCUCACUAUUGAAUGUUUUGUAUGUAAUUUUGUUAAUCUAUGAUUAUGAUAUUUGUACCAAUUAGUUGUACAAUACCAUGUCGAACAGCAGCUGAGCUGGUGGAUCCAGAUGCUGCCUUGAAGCACAAUUUGCUGCAUGAUUGAUCUUAGUGUAAAACACAUAGCAUUUUACAGCACAGGAGGAGGCUAUUCAGCCUAUCACACAAUCAGAAGAGUUAUUCAAUUUGUUACACUCUCAGUAUAUUUUCUUCUUAACCAUGUGAAUGUUUUCCUUCCAGUAAUUGCCCAAUUGCUUUUGUAUGGAUAUUAUUAAAUCUUCCACCUCCCUGUCAGAUUGUGCAUUCCAUAUCAUUGUAACUCACUGCGUUGCCUCAUCUACAAGUUUGAUUUGCCAAACUUUAUCUAGCUAUCAAAUCUAGCUACUGAUGCUCUUGCCAAUGGAAACAGUUUCUCCCUGUCUACUCUAUCAAAACUCUUAAUAAUUUUGACAACCCCUAUGCAAUCACCUAUUAACCUUCUCUGUCAUAAAGAAAACAAUCUCAGCCUCUCCAGUCUUUCUACAUUAUUCAAGUCCCUCAUCCCUAAUACCAUUCCAGUAAAGCCUCUCUGCACCUUCUCAAGCACUUGACAUCAAUUUCUAAAGUGUCAAAUUUGACAAAAUGCUCCAAUUGAUGCCUAAAAAGUUUUUAUAGAGGUUUAGCUUAAUUUUGUUUUUGUACAAAAUGACUUUAUUUAUAAAGCUCGUCAUUCUAGAUGAUUUGUUUUUGCAGCCCCUGCAAAGGUGUGUGUACAUGAACCCCCGCCCAGAUUUCCUUGUUGUUCACCUAGAAUUUACAGUCGCAAGACAUAUCCCCACCACCGAUGUUUGUCUAACUGGUCUAGAAUUGUUGGGUUUAAAUCUUUUUGGAACAGAGGUGUAACAUCUGUGAUCCUCUUGUCCUCUGCCAACCAAUCCUGUACCCAAAAAGUUUGUAAGAUUGUAUCCAGAGCUUCCAUAAUUCCCAUCUUUAGUUCCCUCAUUAACCUGAGGUCCAAACUGGGUGACCUUUCUACUUUGAGCCCCAUAAAAUACCUCAAACGUUCGUACCAAAAUUCAUCUCUUCACACUUCUCUACAAUUAAUUUAUCUGCCACAAGUCUGCACAUUUUUCUAGCCUGCUUUGUUUUCCUGAGGUCUUACUAUCCUCAUCAUUUUUUUACCACAUUUCUAAUUUUGAUCAUUUGCUUCUGUGAAAUUAGCUUUGCAUGUACAAAUCCAGGUCAUUAAUGCAGAAUAAAAAGAGCAAUGGUCCUAAUAAUGAUCCUAAAGAACACCCUGUAUAUUACCUUCCAACCCGAAAAACAACCGUUCACAACUACUCUCUACCUUCUGACCCUUAGGCACUUUGUAUCCACACUGCUGCUGCCUCCUUAAUCCUUAGGAUUUAAUUUUCUUAACAAUUAUAUUGUGUGACACUUUAUCAAUUGCCUCUUAAAUGCUCCAACAUGUAUCCACUACAACAUCCUUUCCAUUACUUCAUCAAAGAAUUUAAUAACUUCUUCUAGAGAUGAUCUUGCUUUAACAAAUGUGUGCUGAGUUUCAUUUAUUGACCCAUAUUUUUCUAAGUGGCAAUGCACUGGAAUUACAGUUUAAAGAAAUAUCCCCACGACUGAUGUUUGUCUAACUGGCCUAUUGUUGUUGGGUUAAAAUCCUUUUGGGACAGAGGAGUAACAUCUGUGGUCCUCUUAUCCCCGACAAUCAACUCCAUAUCCAAAAAAUUUGGAAGAUUGUGUCCAGAGCUUCCACAAUUCUCAUCUUUAGUCCCCUCAUUAACCUGAGGUCCAGACUGGGUGACUUUUCUACAUAAUUACUUUUGUUAUUUUUAUUUAUCCAAUUUUUCUUCUGUAUCCUCACUGAAUGUCACCUUGGCAGCAAUGUCUUCUCAAGUGAAAACAGCAAGCUCCCUCUCCCAAGCAUCUCUCCUUUAUGGCUCUUAAUUGGUCCCACCUCACUUCCAUUGACUACCCCUUUAGAAUUUAUGGGCUUAAAUUGACAUUGGAACCACAUUUCCAUUCACCACUUAUCUGUUUACAUACUUUCUGCUUACUGCCAUUCCUUUUUUACAUUUCUUUUGCAGUUUCUGUGCUCAACUAGAUCCCUAAUUUAUUAUGAAUCUGACUUUUAUGAUCAUCGUUAUUCUUCUGUUUAAUUUUAAUGCCAAUUUCUUUAGUUCACUAAGGAGCUCAUCGCAGGAGUAUGUUUAUCAAACCUUCUUCCAUUUGAAGGUCUCUUAUUGAUCACUUAUUGAUUUACCUGCCAGGUUUUAACUCCAAUCUGCUUUAACUUCACUGAGAUUAAUCUACUUCUUUGAGUGUUUUGACAUUUAAUAGUUCCUUGUCCUUUUCCAUAGCUACUCCAAUAUGAUCACAAGUUCCUAACUGCUAGCUUCCCACUGAAAAUGCUCCAUGUUAUUCCCAAAAAUCAGAUCUAACACUGUUCUAUUCUUUGUUAGGCUGGAAACAGAGUGAUUGGUAAAGUUCUCUUAUACACAUUUCAGGAAUUACUCCAGUCCUUAUCCUUUUACAUUUUUUCCCACCAAUGGAUGAAGACUCCCACUAUCUCACUACUCUAUUGAUUUUGCAUAUUUAUGUUACAUGACUGAUAUAGCUGCAUAUAGCUCACUAUAAAUUUUUGCCAUAAUGUUACCUGACAUUGUCAAGACAGCGAAAAAGUAAUUUCCUCAUCGUCUUCUUAAAAUUUUAACUUAUUUGGCAUAUGUAGACAUUUGUAAAUAAUCACUAAAAACUUAAAAACUACAAUGAAUGAGUCUGAAUUUCCAUUCAUCAAAACUCAGUCUGUAAAUUUUACAAACUGUAUAAUAUGUAAAGGAUAUAUAGGUUUUACAGCCAAUGAUUCUUUUUCUUAUUUGAUCUGUAUAUGGUGCCUUUCUUGCCUGAUGUUCUAACAAAUGUGAAGACUAAAGAUGAAUCCCUAAUGUAACGGAGGCUCCUGAAAAAUAAUAAGGGUCUUUUAAGAUCAAUUUUACUUGGGCUUAGUGUCAAUUCAAAUCCUAUUUGAGUAAUUUUCAUAAAUUGUUUCACAAGUAAUUUAUUACAUGGAAGUAUGUCAUUUUGCCUUAAAUAACUUGAUGGCGGUAAGAUUUAGAUUUGUUUAAUUUAUUUGUUCAGUGACAGAUCAAUUCUGGCUUCUUUAAUAAGGUAAUGACAUCUUUUCUCGAAGCCUAAUAAACCAAGAGAAAUCAAA
Molecule: messenger RNA, 6634 nt
Organism: Chiloscyllium plagiosum (whitespotted bambooshark)
Lineage: Eukaryota; Metazoa; Chordata; Chondrichthyes; Orectolobiformes; Hemiscylliidae
Source: RefSeq, a predicted model, not a curated record